Linum tenue is the source of this 738-nucleotide messenger RNA. The record is from the annotation of a GenBank genome assembly. Lineage: Eukaryota; Viridiplantae; Streptophyta; Magnoliopsida; Malpighiales; Linaceae.
AUGGCUACACCAAAACCCAAAAUUCCUCUGUUUUUCAUCUUUCUUCUAACCCAAGCAACCUCCCCUGUUUUUUGUUCUUCUUCUUCUUCCCCUGCAUCGUCCAAAUGCUCAACCCACACCUUCCCCCAAAACAGAGUCUUCCCAUCAUGCGUUGACCUCCCAUACCUCGACUCCUUCCUCCACUGGGACUACGACCCAUCCACCGGAAUCCUCCGAAUCGCCUACCGCCACGCCGGAAUCACCUCCCCUGCAUCCACGUGGGUCGCCUGGGCCAUCAACCCUUCCGCCCCUGCCAUGAUCGGCUCCCAAGCUCUCGUAGCGUACCACCGCGACGGCAAGCUCACCGCCUACACUUCCCCUGUCUACGACUACUCCACGUCGCUGAUCGAGGCCAAGCUCAGCGUCGAUGUCAGGGACGUUACGGCGGAGUAUUCGUCCGAUGACCGAGAGAUCGCCAUCUUUGCCUACAUUCGGCUGAAGGAGAACACGACGACUCUGAAUCACGUUUGGCAGGACGGGCCGAUGGAUGGGGACAAGCCCAUUCAGCACUCGACGAGUGGGGGUAAUUUGAAAUCGGCGGGGACUCUGAAUCUUCUGUCCGGACAAUCUGCGGGCGGCGGCGGCGGUGGUGAUGAUCGGAUCAAGAAGCGAAAUGUGGGUACUAGCAAUGCUGCGGAGCUCUGUUUUUUCGGUUAUGGGUUCUUGUUGGUGUUUUCAUUUCUUGUUGGGACUUCUUGA